This is a messenger RNA of Spodoptera litura, 1245 nucleotides long. RefSeq lists its product as uncharacterized. The record is from RefSeq and is a predicted model, not a curated record. NCBI's taxonomy places the organism in Eukaryota, Metazoa, Arthropoda, Insecta, Lepidoptera, Noctuidae.
AUAACAUAUCAGUAUUAGUUAGUUAUUGUGCUAAACAAUACUUCCAACAUGUUCAUUAAGGUGUUAUCUCUAUUAUUAAUUGCUGUAGCUGUUUCUGGCCAUUGUGCUUGCAAUAACAAGCACAUUCCACAUGGAGACAAUAAAAUACCCAAUCAACAUGGACUAAUGCCUUAUCAGUACGGACAAAUGCAUAAUCAACAUGGAUUAAUGCAAAAUCAAUAUGGACAUGUGCCUAUUCAGCACGGACAAAUGCAUAACCAGUAUGGUCUAAUGCAUAAUCAGCGUGGGCAAAUGGAUAACCAGCGUGGGCAAAUGCAAAACCAGCGUGGGCAAAUGGAUAACCAUCGUUGGCAAAUGGAUAACCAACGUGGGCCAAUGCAAUACCAGCGUGGGCAAAUGGAUAACCAACGUGGGCUAAUGCAAAACCAGCGUGGGCCAAUGCAUUCCCAGCGUGGGCCAAUGCCUAACCAGCUUGGGCUAAUGCAAAACCAGCGUGGGCCAAUGCAUAACCAGCUUGGACAAAUGUAUAACCAGCGUGGGCCAAUGCAUACUCAACAUGCAAAUAAGCAACCGCAUAACCCUUAUGCCAACUACAGACUGGGGUGGUUGCUAAAGAACAUGAACCAUAAGCCGGUGCAUGAGCAUCAAAACGAAGGGCCCUCCUUGUACCAACCUUAUGGUUUUUACAGGCAUUCAGGUUAUGAACACUAUGAUAACCGUUAUAAUCAUAACAGGUACUAUGCACAAGUGGAAAACAGGACUCCUGUGAUGAUGCCUAAUCAUAAUUUACGAUAUUAAAAUAAUAAAUUAUUGUUUGGAGAAGAACAAGCAAGAAAUCUCAUGGAUCUUCUUCAGUAUUAUUUGAAGUCAAAUAUUGACAAAUAGAAAUUAGUCGUAGGUAGACUAAUUUUUUCAGCAAAACAAGUUUUUUUUUAAUGUUCGACAUAGUUAUAAUUUGUUAGUUGUCUUAUUCAUCGACUUUACCGGAUUCAUCGAUUACCGAUUCUAUAUCGAAUUACCGAAAAAGUCGAGGGAAAAGACCCUAGUGAAGUCGGAGUGGCAUGCUAGUUUAUUAUAGCAAUGGAAUCGCUUCGAAGCGAUUGGCACUUGUCUAGAUAUCUAUAGUGGCCCUUUUCAUCCAAUCACCCCUAAACUGUCACCUAACUAAAAGUUACUUAGCGGGACGUAGCACUUAGACUAACGUCUUACUUGGACUGUUAGUUAUAGGUUGGUGUAAACAAAAAA